Molecule: messenger RNA, 12984 nt
Organism: Caretta caretta (loggerhead turtle)
Lineage: Eukaryota; Metazoa; Chordata; Testudines; Cheloniidae
Gene: AFF2
Product: ALF transcription elongation factor 2
Biological process (GO): regulation of RNA splicing
Cellular component (GO): nucleus; nuclear speck
Molecular function (GO): G-quadruplex RNA binding
Source: RefSeq, a predicted model, not a curated record
GUCACCUUGUGCAAUUGCUGCCUAUGCUGGCCGGCCACUUCUAGCCCGGCUGGGGAGGGCAGGGCAAGGGGGGGGGGCAGUUCUGAGUCUCCCCCAUCAGAUCGGGAUGGAUCUAUUCGACUUUUUCAGGGACUGGGACUUAGAGCAGCAGUGUCACUAUGAGCAAGACCGGAGUGCACUUAAAAGGAAAGAAUGGGAGCGAAGAAAUCAAGAAGUCCAGCAAGAUGAAGAUCUCUUUGCUUCAGGUUUUAAUCUCUUUGGGGAACCCUACAAGACAAAUAAAGGUGAUGCCCUUGCUAACCGUGUCCAAAACACAUUGGGAAACUAUGAUGAAAUGAAGGACUUGUUAACCAACCAUUCCAACCAGAGCCACCUUGUAGGAAUCCCAAAGAAUUCUGUACCACAGACUCCCAUUGACAAAAAUGAACAGAACUUUUUUCCAGAACAGAGAAACAGGAUGAUUCCGUCUCACCAGAUCAGUGGUCACUCGUCAACGUCAAUGCCCCCACCUUCUUCACUGUCAUCAAAUUCUACUUUGCUACACAGUCACCAGAGCAGCAGGAAAUCCAGGACAGAUUGGUCACGUGGUGGUCACAGCUCUAAUGGUGCACAGCCAAGCCAAUCCAAUAGUCAACAGAGUAGGACAAAACAUAGCUCUUCACAUGACCAGCCUCAAGGCAGGUACGACGAUCUCUACAACUGUCAGAGUGAACAACAUAAAAAUGGAGGCGCUGAGGAAGCAAACCCGGCUCCAUCAUCUUCACAUUCACGGAGGCACAAUCAUUCCAAAUCAACAACUGGAGAACAUUCUUAUAAAGAAAACAGUCAUUCCAAGUCACCUGUAGAACUUGAGUUUGUAGGGCACGGUCCUGGAUCUCCACUUCCUUCUACAUCUUUGUUAUCUGCAAACAAUGGUCUCUCAACCCAGAGUUUCCCACCAGGACUGCAUUGUAAAACUAGCAUGGUCCAGCAAAAACCUACAGCUUAUGUAAGGCCUAUGGAUGGUCAGGACCAAGUACCUAAUGACUCACCUGAACUGAAACCUCCAAUAGAAAUUGAGAGUGGUUAUGGAAAUCAAACAUUUGGAACACUGUUGGAAGGAAAAGCUAAUGCACCCAGUUCUAAGAAUAAAUUACCAAAGCUUACCAUUCCUCAAGCCAGCGAGGUUAGCCUUCCCAAUGACAGCUGUGUGGAAGAAAUAUUACGGGAGAUGACCCAUUCCUGGCCUCCACCUCUUACUGCUAUUCACACCCCCGGCAAGGCUGAGCAGACCAAGUUUUCCAUCCCAAGCAAGGUGCAGGAUUCCCAGCACCCGACCUCAGGAUACAAUGUACAAAAGUGGAGUGAUCCAGCAGGGAAAGUUGCCACCAAGUCAGUGCCACAAAAGUCAAUGCUUGAAGAUGAUCUAAAACUCAGCAGUGAUGAAGAUGACCAUGAACAGGCUGCUGAAAAGACAAAACCUAGAAACAUUCCUGUAAAUGGCCUUCCUCUGCAGACAGCACACGGUGCAGUUUUAGCACAUUCCAGCGGAGGCUCCGGGAGCUCCAGUGAGUCCGAGAGCAGCUCCGAGUCCGAUUCCGACAGCGAAAGCAGCUCCAGUGACAGUGAGCAUAACGAAGAGUCACGCAGUGCAACUCCAGAGCCUGAACCUCCCUCAACAAACAAGUGGCAGCUGGAUAAAUGGCUAAAUAAAGUGAAUCCCCAUAACAAGACCAUUAUCAACAACCAAAAUGAGACUCAUAGCGAGAACAGUUCUCAGCCUCAGAGCAGCCAACAGACUGAAGGACAAAAUAAAGGGAAGCUUAAUAACAGUCUGCCCCAGACCGAUUCCAAAGACAGGGCCGUCCUUAGUCCCAUCCGGGAGAAAGCCAAACCACGAGUUGCCCAGAAAACUCCAGAGACAAAAAGCUCCAAGCAGAAGUCACCAGCUCAUAAUGAGCCAACUUCACAAAGGACUCCUGGGAAAAAACAACCCAAAAAGGUAGAAAGGACUUCCAGUGUAGAAGAGUAUAACUGGCCCAAACCAAAUAAUACCAGCAACACUCCCAAAGAAAAAGAUACACAGGAACCACCAGAGCAGCCAAAGGUUCGCACAAAAGCAGCCGUUGGAAAGACAGCUCCAAGAAAAGAACCAAGGACUAGCACGGGACUUGCUUCUGAGAAGAAAAAGUACAGAGGCCCGAGCAAAACUGUCCCUAAAUCCCGUGAAUUUAUUGAAACCGAUUCAUCUACUUCUGAUUCAAACACAGACCAGGAAGAGAGCCUGCAGGCUAAAACAUUACCAGCUUUCAGUGGUCCUGCCAAUGGCAUCAAAGUAAAGGACUCCAGUAGUAACAUCCUCAGUGUAAGUAGUUUAACUAGCAACAGCAGCAACACAUCAAUAGACCAGACCAGCAAUGAUUUAGAGGAACAACUCUUUUCACCGAUCCCAAUUGUGCAAAAUGAACUUCUGUCCCCGCUGAGGGAAUAUGAAGAACUCAAAUCCCUUUGGGUGAAAAUAGAUCUUAGUUUACUCUCUAGAAUACCUGGACAAGAGCCUUGUGAGACUGCGGCUGUGAAAACCGAACCACGAGAGGCAAAUGUGAAACACAGGCGACAAUCUCGAGAGUCCCCCACCACAGCCGCUGAAAAGCCCUCCACAAAAUCCAAAAGGAAGCACAAGCAGUCCGAAAGCUUGGAUACAUUUGUUGAAACCAAGAAACAGCGCCUUGAGGACACCUCAGCCUCAUGCCUACUUCCACCGUGUAUUUCUCCGAUACCUAAUCACAGAUUAACCAGCACUAAAGACGGGAGUUCAGUUAAAAAGGUGACUAAGAAAAGAGAAGAGAAGUCAUUCCCUCCUCCGUUAUCCCCGCUGCUGGAUGAGCCAGCACACAGGCGUCACAGCAGUGACAACAGCUCCUUCAGCCAAGAGAACAGCAUCACAAACUCCUCUUCGUCUAAAUUCGGAAAGAAUGAGAACAAAUCCUCUUCGAACCCCAAAGGAAUCUGUGAGGAAGAAUCUCACAGUAGACCAACAAACAGUCUCCUUGAUACCAGCCAUCUAGAAACAGACAUCUGGUCUACAAUGCCUACACUCUCCAAUGGGAAAUCCGAGUCAAGAAGACCUAAAAUAACAUUUGAUGACAUGCUUCACAAUGCAGACUAUUACAUGCAAGAGGCUAAGAAGCUAAAGCACAAAGCGGAUGCACUGUUGGAGAAGUUCGGCAAAGCAGUGAAUUAUGCUGAUGCUGCUCUCUCCUUCAUUGAGUGCGGGAAUGCUAUGGAGCGAGAUCCAUUAGAAGCUAAAUCUCCAUACACCAUGUACUCAGAAACUGUGGAACUCAUCAGGUAUGCAAUGAGACUCAAGAAUUUCACAGGCUCAUCUGCCACGGAAGGAGACAAGAAACUAGCAGUUUUAUGCUACCGAUGCUUAUCACUCCUCUACUUGAGAAUGUUUAAACUAAAGAAAGACCAUGCUAUGAAGUACUCCAGAUCUCUGAUGGAAUAUUUUAAGAACUCUUCAAAAGCCUCCCAGGCCCCCUCUCCUUGGGGAGGCAAUGGAAAGAGCACAGAGACUCCAUCCCCCAUGUCUCUCAGUCCAUCUCCAGUCAGUUCUGUAGGGAGCAGUGCAGGCACGGCUGGGUCCUCGUCAGCAGGAACCAUCACCAUCCCCCAGCGCAUCCACCAUAUGGCUGCCAGCCAUGUAAACAUCACCAACAACGUCUUGCGGAGCUAUGAGCACUGGGACAUGGCCGACAAACUGACUAAGGAGAACAAAGAGUUCUUUGUAGACCUGGACUCAGUCAUGGGACCAUUAACACAACACAGCAGUAUGACCAGUCUGGUCCGUUACGUUCGACAAGGACUUCACUGGCUCCGCAUGGAGGCACAUUUGUUGAAGUGACUGCUGCCCUCUUCAUAACAUCCCCAUUGUUCUACCUCUACCAGCGCACAGACGAUCACUGGUGGAACUCCACUCAUUUCUGGAACUUGAUUCAUGUAACUUCAUUUUUAUUGCCUUUUUUGAUAUCUUAUCUAUUGGAAGUAGAAGUCACCAUAAAUGGAACUUAUGACUCAAGAGCAGAAUGUGUUGUACCAUCUAAUCAUUUUUGACAAUUUCUAUGCCUUGCGUCUCCUGGAUCCUGCUAUCCUUAUGUGCUUUAUGGAACGGUACAUUCCCUGCAGUAUUGUUUUAAGUCGACACUGCCUUCGAGUGAAAAUAAAAAAAGCACUUUGAGAAGAUAUGGAUUCCUGAGAAAUAGUACAAAACGUCUUAAAUAUAUGAGGGUAUAUAUGAAAAUUCUCUUCUGAAAUAAAUUAGUAGAAGUUAUAGCCAUUCACUCAGAAUUGUCCUCUGAACCCAAGCCAAGCUGUUCACUGCUUAGUUCUGGCAUCGUUACCUGCAACUGUUUAUUGCUAAGAUUUCCUACUUUAUAUAGGCCUGGUCUCUAAAAAAGGGCUCUGAACAUCUUAUAGGUAUGUAGCGUAAAAUCACCAAAGGUGUCAAGAGAUAAAAGAUUGGGAGGAAUGAUUAAAGAAAGAUGCCACACUACGCAAUGAGGUUUUGAUAUUCUUUUCUCUUUAUUGUUGGCUUACCAGUUUAAGUGGGCAGAACAAGGCAGUUGAUUAGGCAAUUUCAAAACGUUGGCUUUCAUAGUCUUAGCUACCAUUCAUGUACUCAAUGGGUGAACUUUCUGUCCUACUGUUUGGUCUCAAGCAAAUAUUCCUCCAUGAUUUUUCUUGGCAAACAAUCUCCUCUUGCAUAGCGACUCAGUGACAGCACGUGUUAACAGGAGUGCUACAUUAUAAACAUUGAUAUUGUAUGUGAAAGUAUGGAUUCUUGAUGAGAUUCGCUAGCAAUUUAACUGGCUGCUGCUGAGGCACUUCCAACACCCUGGGGCAUUAAUUUACACCUGUUUUGUUGAUUUCCAAGCAUUAGAAGCAGACAGUAUUAUCUUACUUUCUUGAAAACAAUGACAAAUUAAAGGCAAUCACUACAUUUACCCAAAAGCAACAUAUUUGCUUCAUAAUGGCCAUGAAUACUUCAGUCUCCCAAUUCUCCAAAUUACCCAUUUUCCAAGUUCCAUUUUUAUUUACCCAUGCUGUCAUAUUUUGACCAUUCCUUUAACGCAUGCAUAAUCAUGAGACAAUUCAGAGAAAAUUUCAAAGCAAUCUUGAAUAAAUUAGACCAUUUCAUUCACUCGUUCCUUUUUUUUUUUUCCUUAUAAGCUGCGUUGGUCUUGUGGCAGCCCUGCAGGAAGCAAUUGUGCAUGAAACAAAACAAAAUGAAUUUAUAUCGGUAAUUUACAAGACUUUAAAUGGCCUCAUAUCAUUCUUGAUGUAAUGCUGGCACACCUUAUCAAACUGUAAAUUUCAUUUAUAUAAACAAAAAAAUCCCCUCCUGGCAAUGUAAAUAUCAUUCUGGGUCACAUCUCACUGAAAUAACAUGACAUGUGUAUUAAGUAUCAUCCAGACAUUAUUUAAUUGUAAUUUCCUUUUGAUAUAUAAGCCUGUAUAUCCUUUAAUCGGGCAAGAUAUUGGAUUCUACUAACUGGAUUGUGACCAGAUAAAUAGGACAAAUUUGCAUUUAAAAGGUUCAGACUGCUAGGUUUUUAAAACAGGUCUUACACGUUUCCAAUAAGGAUUGCGCCCAAUCCAUAUUUUAAGAUAAACUUAUCUUUUUAAACAAUUGUGUAUUAGCUCCUAUUAAUAAAUACCUUUAAAAAUUCUAUAAAUCAUAAUAUUUUGUUCCACAACGAGGUCUUGUAAAUGUAGCCAGUGUGGGAAGUAUACCAUUAGAUAAAUCAUGCUGAUGGGGUAGUCUAUAAAGGACAGAACAUGCACAUCCUGGAUUAGUUUUACAUUCCUGUUCCGAAAGUAAGCAAUGUACCCUUAUCUGUUCUUUGAGGAGUUCAGGUAACAUGGCUGAAACAUGAAUCCAAAAGAACUUAUCAUACUGAUUCUGGCUCUUUUUUCUAAUGAAUAAAACCAGGAUAUCAAGAACCCUUCAUAACCAUAAAAAGAGGGUGAUUUUCAAACACGCAGCUUUUUAUUUAACAGAUGAGCGUCGGUGUUUCUGAUAACUGAACUGAAGUAUUGAUGGGUUGGUUGUGACCUCCGUUUUUCAUUCUCUUUGUAAGGCCUCUCCUAUUGGAUUGACUAACUAUUCAGCGUAAUGAAGAACAUUGUUCUCUCUUAUUAUUUUAACGUAGACUGAAAUCCUAGCCUGCCAUGGAUUUACGAAGGCUAUAUAUAUAUCUUGAAAUACAAUCUUCAGAGACAUGACUGUUCACAGAGUCAGCUACCCUCUCCGAGUCAGGGUAUUAUCUUUCCCCUGUUGCUUGUAGUAAACAGACGCCUAUCUCAAAAUUUAACAUACAUUCACAUCUCCUUUACCUAGACAGCUUAGAGAAUUAGCCAACCUGAUUUUGCCUCCUGUGACUUAGUUUGAAAUGUAUGUUGAAUCAAUGGCACAAUUAUAAGAAGUCCAGCAGUCAAGCCUAGGAUCACAAGCCAACAUACUAUUUAGCAGUCUUGUUUCAAAAGCAGCUUAGAAACAAAUUAAACAUGGAGAGUGAAUUACCUUCUUAUCCUUGGGGAUGAUGCUUCUUUUGGGUUAGUUAUUAAGGAUUAUUGCACUUUUACAGGCACUAUAUUCAUCACCUUUCAAAUGCCAACAUGGCAUCUUCAUGGAGUAAUUGUACUCUUUAAAUUAUCAUUUCAAGUAGAUUUCAUUGAAUGAAAUUGUUUGCUUAUUUUGAAGGGGAAGAGUUUUGAUGUAUGAGGGGAUAAUGUAUCUGCCUGGGCUUUUUCUCUGUCACCCUGUCAAAGACCGUGAGAGAGGCCCCCAAAAUUAUGAGGCUGUCUUCAAAAUCAUGAGGUUUUUUUCAUAGCAUAUUUUGUGUUCCUUUUAUUUGUCUUAUCAUUUCUGAGUCUUUAAGCAACACUCAAGUCAUGUUUUCAAGCGUCCCUCCAUAACCAUGAGAACUAGAAAUAUCUUUUUUUUUUUUUUUAAUGAAAGCUGGAAUGCUCAUGCAGGUUCCUGAUACCUGCAGCUGGGUUUUCAGAAAGACACCAAACAUUGCAAGAGGUGGCAUGUUAAGUGAUGUUUAGAUCAAUAUGCAUAGCACUAUGGUAAAGGGAACACACAGGCUAAGGACUAAAGUCUAAAAUAUCGGGGAUCCAUCAGUGCAAAAUGACGGUGCAGCAAAGUCCAAAGUGCUCAAGCAAGGUCCUUACACACCUUGUGGUGGGCUUCAUUGGUCUUAAAUGGUGGGUAUGGCCUUGUGCCUACUCUGAGAACAGUAUGUAUUUCCCAGACACAUGAUGUUCAUUAAGGAACUGAGGUCCAUAGUAGUGGAUGCAGUUGAGGGGAAAGUUUAGGAAUGCUACCAUAUGCCUCAUAUGGUCGCAUCAGUUGCUCACCUGAAAUAUAGGGCUAGCUUUUCCUAGGGCACUUCUCACUCAAGAAAACUUCCUUUGCGAGUAGGGAAAGUUUGGACCCGAAUACAAAUUGCAGGAUUUGGUCCAUUGUUCACACGUCUUUAGCUUUGCUUAUUUAAAUAAUUUUUUUUUAAUCUGGAUUUUUAUUUUUUUCCAGUUGAGCUUGUCAUUUUGUUGGGAGCAUUUGGUGGCAUCCUUCCCAGCAUGUUUCUCAGAGUUGAAUUUGGCCCUCUUCUUGCUGUUGCAUGACCUUUGGACUCUUGGUCACUUAAUAAGCUCAGUGUGUAAAUACUGAUUGUUUUAUUUAUAGGUGACCUCACUGGGAAGAUAGGGGAGGUCUGUUGUCUUUAAAAAGACUCAAGGUCAAGGACUUUGGUUCCUUCUUAUGAAACAAAAUGAUCCACAUCCUAGGUUAGUAUAUAAGACGUUAACUCUGAACCUUUAGCUAAAAUUAAUUUCUGGGGUGCUUCUAAAUUCAAAGAUUUUUAGGAUAUUCCUCCCUGAAAACUUUUUGACCAACUUUUAGCUACUUUGAAGGACAUAUUUUUGUCAUGUUGUUUUUGUGGGUAUUUAAUUCUAUUUUUUUAAACAAAUUAUUAUUUCAGGGAAAGAAAGCUUAAAAGGCUGAAAGGCUCAGUGGCAACAAUGGGACCUUUAAUAACUGUUUGGAGAUGUAAGAAAAGUUCGGUUACAAGGAAGUGAGCAGUGAGCUUCCUUGAUGAAGCAUUACUUUUAUGUGGUAGCGGGGACAUUAAUGUGUCCCUCUGUAGAAAAGGGCCCUUACCCCCAGUCAGAUAAUGUGCCCCAUUCUCUUGUCCCAAGCAAACUGAAAUACAGUAGAAAGCAAUGGCAUCUGCACAGGCUUGAUCCUGUCUUCAUGGAAAUCAAUGGCAAAACUCCCAUUGACUUUCAUGGUGAAGGAUCAGGUCUUAUAUGCAUAUUCCAUCAGCAUACCAUAGGGAGUAUUUGCCACAUUUGCUCAGACCACCAGGCCAUCCAGUAUCCUUCCUCCAGCAGUGACCAGUGUCUGAUACUUCUUAGGAAGGCAAAAAAAGUCUCAAUACACCCAUAAUAUUGCAUAUUAAACAUAUUGUGUGCGUAUCAUCCAGCUGUGCAGACCCCACCCGCUGAGGUGUUGGUAUAGCACAUGAAUGGGCCUUUGAAUUGCUAGCAAGUCUACCUGAUUUUAUUGUAUUUCGGUGGGAAUUCUGGAGAAGGAAAGAUCGCAAGAAAGUUUAAAAAUAAGGACCACUCCACCAUCCUUAUGCUCCUUGCCCCAUUUGCAAGUUUUACUUUAUGUAGCAUUUAAUGAUCAAAUGUGCGCCCCCUAGAGGUGAUUUUUAUAAAGGCAAAUAAGAUAAAUCAUGUUAGGAUUGGAAGAGGUCCGUUUCUUGACCCUCCUACACUUCCAAAACAGAAAACCUGUUUUUUUGGCCAGUUUUUGUGCAGUGUCUAGCACAAUUGGGGUACUGGUCCAUGACUGAGGUUCCCAGGCACUAUGAUAAUACAAAUAAUAAAUAAGAAGAAGCUCCAUAGACACAAAAUCAUAUCCAGGCAUUCUGUAUUGUCUAAUAAUAUAUAGGCUAAGUGCUCAAUCAUUAUGGUCCUCACUAUCUUAACUUUCCUAAUGAGCAACCAAUGUUUUUCCCUGAUUAAAGUUCAGUUGUGAUCAUGUUUUGGGGGUCUUUUACACAGCCUAUCUCUAAGUUUUACUCUUGACAGUUUUAUUUCAGCUAGCACUUUUCAAAGCCGUUUGAUGUAUUUUUGGGGCGGUCUUCAGAUAGCAGCAGGCCUGAUUCUGAUCUCACACCAGUUUAAAUCCACUGAAGUCAAAGGGCCUGAUUUGGCUCUCACGCAGCAUGUAGACCAAUGUGACUCGGUAGGUUUACACUGGCAGAAAUGAGUGCCGUUUCAAACAAAAGGCGUUACAGAGUAAAACUGGUGUUAGAUGAGAACCUUACUGUGUCAGAAAUACUUCAUAAGAAGUACCAUGAAGAUGAUUUGUCCUUGGAAUCAGAGGGUACGUAGAAAUAUGUAUGGCAGAAAUGUGAAGCACUGUUUAAUGAAAUUGGAAACCUACUGAAGAAGGGAUGACUUCAUGAGUGUAACUUUCUGAAUUUGACCUGUUUGUACAUCUGUGAAAAGGGAUUUAUUAUUAUUGAUACGCCUGAUGAAACCUGUCGGCUGUGAUAUUAUGUCAUGAGAAGGCCUUGUGCACCUCAACCCAGUCUGAUGAAUUAACCUGCCUUACUGUGUGGCUCCAUGACACAGUGCACUAAUAUUGUCAUUACAGUCCCUUUCUUGUAGCAAGGUCAUUUUUUCCCCCACAGAACUUCACCAAGGACUGAUUCCAGGGACCCAGAAACCAGCCCACAUAGCAGUCUGUGGCCUGGGUACCUCUGGCAUAGGUAGAUGAAGAAGUCCCGCCCCUACCCCCACCCUACCCUCAGACUAUGGAGCAGCUGCAGAUCACAAGGGUACUUGAGCCUCCUGCCUCAUGGGGUUCCAGAGCUAUGCCUCCAGUCGGAGCCUGAACAUCUACACUUGUGUCCCAUUAAUUUCAAUGAUAUUAACUAAUGAGCAAGAUGAGCUGGAUUUGUGUGUGAACCAGUUUGGGUCUUUAAUUCUACUUUACUGGAACGUGAGUUCCACUAUAUGCAAAUUCCAUUCCAACAAAUUCCAACAAUGCUUUACUCCCCAUAUUGGGCUUGAUUCUACUCUCAGUAACAACAGUUUUGCACUGGUGUAACUUCACUGACGUAAAUGGAGUUACUCCUGAUUUAGACCUGUAUCAAUCAGAGCAUCAGGCUCAUAAAUGAGUUUCAUUAUAAAAAAUACUUAGGGAAAUGUUACUUAUAAUUUAGGGCUAAAUCCCACAUUACAUACUGGGGGCCAAAUGGUGCUCUGACCAACAGCAGUGGCAAUCUAGAGCAACUCAAAUAUCUUCAAUGGAAUUCUCUGGUCCAAAUUCUGUUCUUAUUUUACCCUUAAUAAUGGAGUGAUUGAGAUCAACAUUGGGCUCAUUAUGCCAGAUCCUCAAGUAGGUUAAAUCAGUUACUUCAGUGGAAGUAACUGUAUCUUAGGUCGGAUCUGACUCACUGAGUUCAGUUUGGUUACUCUAGAUCUACGCUGGGGGAACUGUAAGCAGAUUUGAUCUGUGACCAGCCCAUAAAUGUACUCAGCCCCUACUUAGGUAAAAAAACUUUGACUUCAGUGGGAUAUAAGUGUGAGGCAGAACAUCAGGGAUUUGACCUAUUGGCAGGAUGCAUUUACUCCAGAAUUUUUCAAUUAACUGAAUAGCUGGCAACAGCAAACUCUUUCUAUGGUUCAUGAAAAACCAGAAUACAAGAUCCUCAUGUGAUGUAGGUUGGUGCAACUCUAUUGAUUUCAAUGGAGCUAUUCCAAUAUACACAGCUGAGGCUCUGGCCCAUAAACCCAAACCUUUUUAAAUUUUUGGCCAACAUAUCUCUGUGCAGGGGAACUCCCAAAGCUUUAUCAUCGCACUUCUUGUUUAUUGACCAUGCUAAUGAAGCUAUUCCUGUUUUGUCUAUAAGGAAAUGGACUUUGCAAAGCAACGAAAUCUAGAGUACUUUGUAAAGCCACAUUAGACCACACAGCCUGGAAGAAGUACCCUCAGAACUGAGAAUAACUCAAUAGCUAGUGCUGUCCUGUGUUUUGUCUGAUGUCGUUUAAAUUUUCACUCUGCGCUUCCCCUGCUGAUUUUUACGUAGGACGUGAACAACGAUUGUAGGUUUCUGAAAGUCAUCAGCCACAUCCCCAGAUGCCUUCCGUCAAGGUAGCUCCAUUGAUGUCAGAGCUGAUUUACACAGCCUGAACGGGGCCUGUAUAGUUUUACAGCCUGUGCUGUGUGAAUUAAGUGCAGCUCUACAAAUAUAUACUCAAGCUGUUUUCUAAAAGUUAAAGCAUCAGAUAAUCCCUGCUAAAAGAAUUGGAGGUGAAUUUCUGCCUGCAGUCUAGUCCUGCAGAUUGUUUUGUUUUGAACUAAAAGGCAUGGUGCAAUUUCAUUACCCCUCAGUUUAAAUAUUUCCUGGCAUAAGCAUUAGCUUACAUAGAAAAAUGGCAAAUACAUUCAAAUGUUGCGUAAAUACUUGCAGUAUAAAGAUGGAAUCUGUUACUCCUGCUCAAAGACAUUUCAGAGGGUUGAAGUGAAUUUUCUAAGCCAAAUGAAAUUUUGUAUAUUUAAAAAUCAUUGAAAAUAUGUAUUAAGGGCGCAAUUCUACAAUUCUUACUUACACUGAGCACCUUAAUCCACAGUUAGUUCCAAUGAAAUCAGUGGAGCUAACUACAAGCAGACUAAGUUACCGCUCAUCAUUAGGAUGGCAGAAUUAGGGCCUAAAUAGGUUACUUGGAUGCAGUCAGGAGUUUAAUUUUAGCCAUAUAUGUCAUGUGAGGACACUCAUAAACUCGGUGUACAUUUUAUCCAAACUGACAGUCCCAGUAAUUCCACAGACUAUUGUAUAUUUUAUUCCUUCGUGUAUUUUCGUGACAUCUCUGGAUUGCAUAUCUUCUUCUGAAUCUGAAAUACUCUUUUAAGAAAAAAAAAUCAAUGUUCAUGAGGCCUAGGACAUAUCAUUGCAAAGUUUGAAAACAGAUUUAGAGAUCUGGUUAUUUUUGUUUUACCUUCAAGCCAUCUUUUGGUUUGUGUUUUGACUUUAGCUGUAGCAACCCCACGCCCAAUUGUUUUUAAAAUGGUACAGUUCGGAUUAAGUUUUCUGGUUGCUGAAAAACCGAAUAAGAUGACUAACAUAUGGGAAAAGUAAUAAUGGCAAACUAAAGGGAUGUUUGUUCUUUCUACAUGUCUUGUUUUUUACCUGCUAGUGUUGGGAUUAGUCUAGAAAAAUCUGUGAUUUCUCACCUCCAUCUCUGACUAUUGUGACAAAAAGCUCAAAUUUGUUUUUUGAGUUUGUUGGGGUUUCUUGUUUGUUUUGGGUGCUUUUUUUGUAUGUGUAGAAGUAACCAAAAUGUCAGGAACAUUUAUAUACCUUCUGUUCUGGUUACUGGCCACUAUGACAUCAUGAAGACCUCUUGGCCUUCCUACCAAAGUCAGAUUUAACUUCUACCUUGAUGUUCUUCUCAAUUAGCCAUUGAAAUUAGAUUGUAAUUUACUAAAUACCCCUUUAGCUUGCAUUCUUACUUUUGAUUUAUCCUUGAACUAGCCUUUUUUGUGCGUGUGCAAAUAUCAUAUCCAUAAUUGCUGCAAUUCCACAAGGUGUCUUUGUUCUCAACAAGCAUGUUAUUCUUGUAAAGUUUUACGUAUAAGUUAAGAUGUUUUGUACAGACCAAGGUAACUGUUAAAAUGUCAAGCAAUUACUGAAAUGUUGUAUAGUUAUAAAGGUUUGAUUUCUUUUGCUUUAUAUGUAUAAAAUUGUAUCCUGCCUGUUUUGCUUUGUAUUUCCAAUGUGUUGCACAAUUAUGCAUUUUGUUUACAUUUUGUUCCUUCUUAAAUAACAGUAAUACUUUAUGUACAAACAUUUUAAAUGUACUUUUGUUGUUUUUAAACACAAUGUCUCUAUAUAAAUAAUAUUGGUUGAACUGGUA